Molecule: messenger RNA, 264 nt
Organism: Neurospora tetrasperma FGSC 2508
Lineage: Eukaryota; Fungi; Ascomycota; Sordariomycetes; Sordariales; Sordariaceae
Exons: 1
Coding region: 20-193 (57 amino acids)
Source: RefSeq, a predicted model, not a curated record
GUUGAAAUCUUCUAUUUCGAUGUUUGGUUUGGUGAGAAAUCGAGAAGUCGUGAAAUCGAGGUCAACUUUAAGCCAUGUGUCUGCACGCUGGAGCUUCUAUCUUGGGUCUUGGCGGGGGCCGUCGUUCGUCUGUUCUUCGAUAUCCAAAGGUUCCUCCUCCCUCUUGUCUAAGCAACCUCGGGUCUUCCCCUAGACCGCGUAUCUCUAUUGUUAUCGCGGUAUGUAUUGCGUUUGUCGUUGUUUAAAACUGUGAAGUCGAGAAAG